This is a messenger RNA of Ceratina calcarata, 1881 nucleotides long. RefSeq lists its product as uncharacterized. Gene Ontology annotation, molecular function: DNA binding. The transcript has 2 exons. Gene Ontology annotation, cellular component: nucleus; transcription regulator complex. The coding region runs from base 312 to 1811 and encodes 499 amino acids. The record is from RefSeq and is a predicted model, not a curated record. Lineage: Eukaryota; Metazoa; Arthropoda; Insecta; Hymenoptera; Apidae. Gene Ontology annotation, biological process: regulation of transcription by RNA polymerase II.
GAGUCGGGCCGAGCGGAGCCGAGCCGAGCCGAGCUUAAACGUCGAGCGAGGCCGAAGCCGAAGCUGAAACCGUGUAGGCAAAAGCGAAGGGUUCGGCGCGGCGCGGAGCGGUGGCUGACAAGCGGAUAGACGACCGCAGGCAAGCGUAUUCGCGAGCGAGUACGGCCGAGAACGUGCGCGCGCGGUUUCCCAAUCGAAUUCAAUCGACUGCGUUCUUCUGGCCCGAACACUUUGUCCUCUGUCGGGUUCUCGUUUUUGUUCGAGGCCGGUGCGCGUCUUCCCGACUGGACGCGCGCGUGUACCGGCCGUGUAUGGACGGCGGCACGCGUGCACGAGUCGAGGAGGAAAAAGCCCUGGAUUCGUCUCGCCUGCGAUCCUCCGUUCGGCUCGGCUUUGCGAGUUCCUCCUCGGCCGGCGGCUCCCGUAUCGCCAGGCGUAAAAAGAAGAAGAGGAGACGGCAGCAACAUAGAAACAGUAACGUCGACGACGAGGACGAGCUCGUCGUCGUCGGUGCCGGUGCCGGUGACAGCGGCGGUGGUGACGACGGCGCCGGAGAAUCGACCACCGACACCGUCGAGGCCUCGGUGAAGGAAGAAGAGGAACAGGAACGGCAGCAACAACAACAACAACAGGGGCAACCGAUCCCCGGCGAGGAGCGGACCAAGCAACCGAGGAAUCGAUUUUCGCACAGCAACGAAUCCCAACGAAACUCGACGACCAGAGGAGGAAGCGGCUCGCACGCGGCUGCCUCCUCCAUCAGCUCCGGCAACACGCUUCUCAACCGUCGAGCUGCCACCAAGCGAUCGUCCAGGAGAUGCAACGCGAACGCGCGUAGAAACGCGAUGACGAUGGAUCUCCAGAGACUGAUCACAGAGGUACACGCCAGACCCGCGAUCUGGGACCAGAAGAACGUCAACUAUCACAAUCGCGACGUCAUCCUGAAGAUGUGGCGCGAGAUCGCGAGGGCUUGCGAGGUCUCCACGGACGUCGCGAAGUCCAAAUGGAAACACUUGCGAGACAAUUUCCGCAACGAAUUAAAGAAAACUUAUCGAGGGAAGUGCGACGGUGGCAGCGAGCACGAUUCGAAAUGGGUUUGGUUCAAGAGCCUGUUCUUCCUUCGGGAUCAGAUGAACUCGAGGGUGAUCGGCUGUACCCUUUCCCAGAAUUGCUCGGCCCUGCGAUCGUCGCCGGACGGUACUCAGAUCGAACCCCAGAUCGACAUAUUGGAAGGCCACGAGGAGACCACCCAGUUCGACGAUCUAGACGGCGACUCGUGCCAUUCCCUCUUGUCGAACGACGACGGUUUGCACCAAGUUAUGCCACCGCCGAAAAUGAGUAAAAUCGGUAGGAAGAGGAGUCUGAUGGACGCGAUGGAGAACAGUUAUUCCGAGGUCGACAGGAAGAGAUUCGAGUCGCUGCACAAAAGGUUGUCGCAAGAAGAGGAGGACGACACUUAUCAUUUCCUCAUGAGCGUUCGAAAUCCUAUGAAGAGUUUACCGCUCGACAGGCAAAUGUUCGUCAGGUUGAAAAUACAAGAGCUCGUUUAUAACGAGAUCAACUCGCAGAAUCAACAGAAUCGAACGUACGAAGACGUGAAGCCACCGAGAACGGGGAACGUGGGUGCUACGGGACUCGUGGGCGGCGACGUCGGCCUCGGCGAAACCGUCGGGGGUGGCAUCGAUGCCAACGGUGACGCCGACGAUGGCAACGGAAACGGUAGUAGCAGUGGAGUACAAACCGUCAACCACCCCGGGUCGUUACUUCAGAAUUGCGCGACGGAGGGUUCCAACGAUGAUACCUAUUUCGGUUAAUUUCAUUUGACUCUUAAGAUUUAAGAAUUGUAAUUUUAUUCAUAGGAAAUAAACGAUGGUAUUUUUUCAA